This is a messenger RNA of Fomitiporia mediterranea MF3/22, 3956 nucleotides long. RefSeq lists its product as uncharacterized. The coding region runs from base 262 to 3585 and encodes 1107 amino acids. The record is from RefSeq and is a predicted model, not a curated record. NCBI's taxonomy places the organism in Eukaryota, Fungi, Basidiomycota, Agaricomycetes, Hymenochaetales, Hymenochaetaceae. The transcript has 4 exons.
GUCUAGCGCAGCGCCUGUCUGUGCGCACCGUCUGUCUUUUAAACACACCUUUCUCUAGACGCACCACUCGUUCCAAAAGGCCACCUCAAAUGCGUUCCGUGCUGCAGCUUUGAACGCGUCUUCCCCCGGACUGGUUGGAAAGGCUCAUCCCUUAGAGCAUCAUUCCGGAAUUAGACGGCCAAGGGAGAUACGACAGGCUAGCCUGUCCUCAUCCAGCUAGGUUGAGUCCGAAGACUUGGGAAACCUCAAAAACUCGUAACGAUGGACGAGCACGGAUUCCGGCGCAUAUCCACUGAUAUGCUCUCCGUUUCGUAUACUCCCGUCGCGUCAUCCUCAGCGUCACGCAAAACGACAGCGUCGCGAAGCAAUGUUUCUCUAUCUCAGUCCUCUCGACUACCAUCCCCACGAAUGCCACCGAGUGGCUCAAGCUCCUCCUCUUUAUCGUCUCGGCCGAGCGUAAAAGGACCUGCACAACCCACAAGCAACCCGACCAUCCCCAAGUUUCGUUCUCUGAGAAACAUGCUUCCCUUUGGCUCCAAAGCGAAUAGCAACGCAGCUUCCACUCGCAAACUGACGAAACCACAACCUACGUCGAACCCACCUAGUGAUCUCAAGCAUCGAAGGAGCAGCUCAUCAAUUCCUUCACCGGCUGGAACGCCGAGCGUAUCGAAGCAGGGAUUCUUGACGGUCGGACGCCGUACCUCUCUUCACAUAACCAAAGAAAAGAUACUCCCUGACCUGCCAUCCAUGAAUCGCUCUCGCUCAGAGGACUCUGGUCCACAACAACCGCCUGUGAUAAGCAUUGCUCCACCCUCAGCUACUACGACCAAAUCUAACGUUGCUCGUCAUGGGCUGUUCUUGUCGGAUGAUCCGUUCAAGAAAGCUCCUCCAAAUGUCGUGCUGAACAUGCACCAAAAAAGCUCGUCACGAGAAGACUUUGGAACGGUCCGAUCAGGUGGCGAACUAUCGACCAUUCUUGAAUCGGAGUUGUCAAACUUGUCUAUGUCGCACGGUUCUCCGCCUCCAAGGAUUAUCAAAGAGGAGGUGCGUGAAGAACAACCGAAGGCGAAGGGGAGGGAUGGCCUGGACGGCCAAACAAACUCGCCCAUACUCGCGCAACUUACGCAAGACGAUAAUGAUCUAUCAAUCAUGCACGCGAAAGACAUGGACAUCACUACAGCAACUGCAGACCUUAGUGCUUCGUGGGAAGCCGGCAUAAAUGACUUUCGUCAAGCGCUACAUUUACAGGUGCCAGACCCCGAUCUGAACGGCCGUUCAUCGCCCUCACCUUCUUCAUAUUCCGCAUCGCCUAUGACUUUAUCUUCUCCGGCUGAAGAGCCAUCGCCACCCACUUCAGUGCCACUGACAUCGAAGUCCGAUGACCAACUUAAUAUGGCAGAAUGUGAUCAAGAAAGCGAACAAGUCAGCUUCAACUUGACAGCACUUGACCCGGAUCUUGCUGCUCUCUUAAGUCCAGCAAACCAACUAACGCGGACCCGAAACGCUGCAUCGGCGGCGAUUGCUGCAGUAGUGGACUCCGUAGAGCCUCCACCGCCAAUGCAUUCGUCACCAGAGCCAUCACCAGAGCCAUCACCAGAGCCCGAAGAACCUAAGAAGCGUGUGAGUGUGGACGCGGAGGAUCUCUGGCCUUCUGCGGCUUCUUCUCGUCGAACUUCUGUGGAUUCGCGUCGGCGAACCGUCGGUCUACAAUCUUCUCCUGUCCGCAGAUCUCGUCCGUCAUCCUUGGCACUUUCCUCCGAUUCACUUCCGCUUGCCGACCGCACGCGCAGAAGGUCUUUGGAAAGAACACCUAUGCACCAAAACGUCCGCCAGCCGCACCUUUCUCCCACACCCCAUACCGAUUUCAUGUCAUCUCGAACGUCCCUAGAUGAUCUCACUGAGACAGUGCGGCGACCUACUUUGGGACGAUCGAACUCGGCUCUGUCAAGACCUCUUGCAUCGACUGAGACGACUAGGUAUCGUGCACCUGUUACGCGACUAUAUGCGACGCCUUCUCGUCCUAGCACUGCAAACAUUGGGCAGACUGGCCGUAUCUCCUCUGAUGGGGCUCGGCCGUACAUCCGUGGAUCACACGAAAGAGACGAGCUAUCGACUGGUCUGUACACUCCAAGUUCGCACACACGUUCCGCCACCUCUCUUGGAUUGUCGAAUCGUACUCGGCGCGUCUUGAUUACAGACUCCGUUGAACGACCCGCAACGGCAUUAAGCACGAUUGGUCGCGGUGCACCGCCGAUACCUCAACGAAGCCGAAAGCGUAGCAUGAGUGCCUCACAUGACGCUCGAGUUCAGGCCCGUAAUGUUCCCGAUUGGAUGGGCCCACGGACUGCUCGUGCGUUUGCUGCAGCGGGUUUGCUAGACGAGAACACGAAUCCAACGAGAGACUACCGAGCGCCUCCGAUACCUCCGCGUUCCGAGUCUCGAAUGCGUUUGGCACCUUCGCGGGCAAGUACUGAACGCGAUUACCGCCUAGGUGGUGGGCCGCCACCACCAAGUGGGAGUGCGGGUACGAGCUCGGGUUUAUCUUCAUACACUUCACGCACCGCGUACUCGGAACACGAGUACUUGUCAUCUGCUGGGACGAGUCGACGUUCUGCGUCUCGCACUUUGACGAUGGCUGAGCUUGCCACUGCGCGAGGUGAGAGUCCUGUCACCGCUACCACGACGACGUCGAGUAAUACGAGGACGGCUUUCUCGUCGUCGACUGCUACGUCGUUGUCGUGUGGUUCUCCACACCAACAGUACCAGGCUGCUCAUCUGGAGUCAACGCUCUCUUUGUUGAGAGAAAAGCAUGCUGUGGAGACGGAAGCACUGCUUUCUGCGUUGGCUGAUUCUCAGCGGACGUCGAAGACGCUGAGAGAAGAGAAUUUCCAAUUACAAGGUCGGAUACACGACCUUGAAGAGCAGCUUGCAGAUGUUGUCGACCAAUUAGAAGAUGCGCGACGUAUUGCUAUCCAUCCUUCCGUGCCAAAUUCAUUCGCUCGUGGGCUAUUGAGCCAUCAGCGUUCUGGCCCUCGGACAAGUCCCUCACAAAGGAUCCAUGCGUUGAGACAGGCUUCCAUAGCUUCUCUCGCGACGGACGACGAUAGUACCGAGGCACAAGACACGGCUCGUGACGCAGAUGCUUUUUUAUCUCCUGAUUUUAUGGCAUUGCAAUCGCGUGAGCACAGAUCGCGUACGCGCGCUAGUACGGUUUCGUCCAUAUUCCCUACCAUGCCGAGUAACAUGUCAAUGCUUCUACACGACGACGGAAAUGACAAUGGCGCUAACCCAUCCGGAGGCCUCGCACUCCUACAACAAUCUAACACUUACCCUUCUUCCGCUGGCUCACCACCCCCUUCACCUACGCUUAACGUUAACAAACCUAUGCCAAUGUCAUCCUCAACUUCCACCGAAAAGAAUCAGAACCAGAGCCGGCAUACAACGAAGUUGUCACUUUCGUCUAUUGAGAUGUCGAUGCUUUCUUCGAUGCCUGGGUCGCCGAAGAGUUUGCAGCUUAAACCUGAGCAUGAGAGGCAUUUAUGUGAUUUGAAGAGUAUUGAUUUUAGUGUUACGGACUCGGAUUAAUUGAGAGGGACUUACUGUUUGCUGCGUUUGCUAAUUGGUUUUGUGUAAUUUAUCCUGCUGACGUUAUUUUUCCUUGUACUUACCUUGCCAUCCAUCAUUACCUCUUGCCUCUUGCCUACACCUGCCUGCUUGACUUUAUGGAUCUAAUCUCAGUACGCUUGGGUGCUUCUGAUGUUCUGUUAUUUUUCAUUUAUUCGCGUUACUUUCCUUUCCGUCCGUCCGUCUUUCUCUCUUACAUUCCUUGCUUCUGACUUUGCUUUUGUUAUGGAGUAUCUACUAUCUAGCGCGCCGCAUGUUUUGAUAUAGGGUGGAUUUUCUGAGUCUCUUUUUCUCUUGUUGUCAAUGUAAUAUAGAUAUAUCAUAUUAUUGCU